Arachis stenosperma is the source of this 441-nucleotide messenger RNA. RefSeq names its product putative phospholipid:diacylglycerol acyltransferase 2. Gene Ontology annotation, biological process: lipid metabolic process. Lineage: Eukaryota; Viridiplantae; Streptophyta; Magnoliopsida; Fabales; Fabaceae. Gene Ontology annotation, cellular component: cytoplasm. The record is from RefSeq and is a predicted model, not a curated record. The coding region runs from base 1 to 264 and encodes 87 amino acids. The transcript is spliced from 3 exons.
AUGGAUCCACCAGGCAUUAGAGUGAGGGCAGUACCUGGGCUUGUUGCUGCAGAUAACUUUGUUCCUGCUUAUUCCUUUUGGUCUCUGUUAAUUCAAAAUUUGGCAAAAUUUGGAUAUGAAGGGAAGAACUUGUACAUGACUUCCUAUGACUGGAGACUUUCUUUCCAAAAUACUGAGGAAAUUGCAUGUGAUGAUGUAUGGACUGAACAUGAUGAGAUGAGCAGAGAAAGCACCCAAAAAGUUGCUACAGAAAAGAGAACUUAGAUGAUCCAAAAUAUGCUCAUUACAGAUACUGGUCCAAUCCACUUGAAACCAAGUAAGUAUAGGAAGUUAUGAGAUAUUCAUAAUUUUUAUACUACCAAGUACCAAGUUAUUAUGGGAAAUGUUGCAUUGGUUGAAGAUGUUUUGAGAGUUGCUGCUGGAGCCACUGGUGAAGAUAUU